AUGUUUCCAUUUAAUAACAUCUUCAAUUUUGCCCUAUUAAUAUGUAUUGUAAACGGUAUUGGCAUUGAUGAAAUUGAAGAUGUAGGAAGUAGAUAUAUAUCAAGUGUAGUUGUGCAUAGAUCUCGCGCUUUUUUGGCUUUGCCUAGAAGUGUUUGUACAGAUGACAAAGAGGUUCCUACAUUAAUAGAAACCCAUUGGGAUGCAGGACAUGUAGAUCUUUUCAGUAGAUUUUCUCAGAAACUCACAAGACAUAAAAUUUUAUCUUCUCAAAUGUGGGGCGAUUGCCACUCCAUACAAGAUGCAGUAUCCUUAAGUAUGGAACCUACGAAACCAAAAUUUUGGAUCUUGGACAAGGGAAAUGAAUUCUGUAGCCCAAAAAUCUUAUCAUAUAAUCUCGUUUUUAAUCACGUGUCGGACAGAACUGAGCUCGUUACAAUCGAUGGCAGUAAUUUGAAUGUAAUGGUUAUAGAUUACUCAAGAGAAGAAGAUGGCGGGUUUAGAGCAUAUAUUGGACAUGCAGAAGAAAAUGUGAUACUUGUAUUUUCUUUGGAAAACUUGGUUUGGUGGAAAAUCCAUUUGCUUGGAAGUAGCUCAUCGGCUUUUCCAGUCAGAGCAGAUUAUUUAGCGAUAUCUAAAGUUACCCCAGAGUUAUUUAUAACAGCUAAGAAUUCACUGAACGUAUUCAGUAUCAAUUUAAUACAAUUAAGAAACCUGAAAGAGCCUCACAUAGUUGAUUCGCAGGACAAGUCACUUAUUUUUAACGCUACAAUGCUCGGUGAAAAGCUCGGAACCUCUACAGGCAUAGAAUCUGAUUUUGCGUCAGGUUUAAUUUAUUUUAUGGUUAAAGAUUAUGCUAUUGUUAGAUGGAAUAUUGUUGUCAAAUUCAAUGCUGCUCAGUUGAUCACCCAAAGACAACAGGUGUCCUUAUUGGUUAGAAGAGAAUUAGUAGAAAGAGCUCGAGACUUCAACAUCAUUCUUGAUGAUGUAUUCACCACAGAUUUAUCAUUUGGAAAAGACUAUACAGCAGCUGUAGAAUCCAAGCAGAUAGCUCAACAAGAAGCACAGAGGGCUGGUUUUGUAGUGGAAAAAGCCAAACAGGAGAGACAGCAGAAGAUAGUGCAAGCUGAGGAAGAAGCUGAAGCUGCUAAGAUGUUAGGGGAAGCCAUUGGAAGAAAUCCAGGAUUUUUAAAACUAAGGAAAAUCAGGGCAGCACAAAAUAUUUCUAGAACUAUUGUUAAUUCCCAAAACAAGGUAUACCUCAGCGGAAACAGUUUGAUGUUAAACAUCUCAGAUAAGGAGUUCGAUGAUAUGUCAGAGAAGUUGCAAAGUAAGAAGUGA
This is a messenger RNA of Diabrotica balteata, 1338 nucleotides long. The record is from the annotation of a GenBank genome assembly. Lineage: Eukaryota; Metazoa; Arthropoda; Insecta; Coleoptera; Chrysomelidae.